Molecule: messenger RNA, 1005 nt
Organism: Penicillium malachiteum
Lineage: Eukaryota; Fungi; Ascomycota; Eurotiomycetes; Eurotiales; Aspergillaceae
Product: Efg1 domain-containing protein
Exons: 2
Coding region: 1-1005 (334 amino acids)
Biological process (GO): maturation of SSU-rRNA from tricistronic rRNA transcript (SSU-rRNA, 5.8S rRNA, LSU-rRNA)
Cellular component (GO): nucleolus; preribosome, small subunit precursor
Source: RefSeq, a predicted model, not a curated record
AUGCCUGACUCUCAUCAUUCUCGGGGAGAUUCCUCUAAACGCAAGAGUCGUCAUGACUCAGGAGAUCUUGCACCUCGCAAAAAGCAGCACCGAUCUACACGCGACCAUGAUCAAGACAUCCAAAUGGAGGAUUCAGGAAGCGACGGUGACCAACGCCAGUCCCAUUCAACUCAAUCUAAGGGAAAACCUGCACCUCGCAAUGAAAGGGAAGCAGCAUCUGUGAACGAUCUUAAGAGACGUAUUCGAGAUGUGAAACGCCUGCUCAACAAGGCCAAAUUGCCCGCGGACGCUCGGGUGGUGCAAGAGCGAGCGCUUGCAGGCUAUGAACAGGAUCUAGCGGACGAGACCGCCCGGCGCGAUCGGUCACAGAUGAUUAAGAAGUACCACUUUGUUCGAUUCUUGGACCGAAAGACCGCAAACAAGAACCUGAACAGCCUACUUCGCCGCGAAAAAGAAGAAGGUCUCGACUCAAAACAGAAAUCUCGUCUUCAACAAAAGAUUCACGAUGCGCGUGUUAACGUCAACUACACAAUUUACUACCCCCUGACCGAAAAAUACCUGUCACUCUACCCGAAGCAAGAAAAAGCAUCUGCAGAAGCUGGCGCAGAAUCUGGGUCUGAGGCUGAUACCAAGAAACCCAAGCAGCAAGAAACAGCAACCAGACCCCCACUCUGGUCUGUUGUCGAGAAGUGCACAGCGGAAGGCACUCUUGACCGUCUCCGGGAAGGCAAGCUGAACAUUGGACAUGAUGGCCAGCCUAUUUCUGAGGCCCAAAAGCCGGCACAGCCAGUACAGCCUAAAAAGGACAGCAAAAAGCCCAAGAAAGAAGAGUCUCAAGAGGAGAAACCUACCACCAGGAGAGAGAGACGCGCUACAAAGGAUGUCCCGAACGGCAAGAGGGAUAAGCAGAAUCGGAAGGAUUAUGGCAAGGAGCGAGACCGCCUGCAGGAUGUUGCUAUUGAGGCCGCUGGCGAUGAUAGUGACGGCGGAUUCUUUGAGGAGUAG